Molecule: messenger RNA, 2074 nt
Organism: Drosophila innubila
Lineage: Eukaryota; Metazoa; Arthropoda; Insecta; Diptera; Drosophilidae
Product: glycerophosphodiester phosphodiesterase 1
Exons: 6
Coding region: 248-1261 (337 amino acids)
Biological process (GO): lipid metabolic process
Molecular function (GO): phosphoric diester hydrolase activity
Source: RefSeq, a predicted model, not a curated record
UUCUUAUUGGAAAAUUUACACACACUUCGUUUCGGCUGCAAUUGGAUUAAGUGACGGUUUUUUUUUCGGACUUUCUGCUGCAAUUAUCACAGGCAAAUAAGUGUAUUUUGUUGCAAACAAUUGGGUUAGACAAUAAAAUACAAACACGAAAAAAAUACCGACCACUGUAAGCAAGGCAGCAAAGCAUUUGUGGGAGUGGCAACGGGCGGUGGUCGUCGGCGCGCAUUCUUAUUGGGUCUUUUGGUGAAUGUGGUGGCGCUGGUUCUGGCUGUGCCUGAAAAUGAUCUAUAAGCUAUUCUGUUGUUCAGUGAGCCUCAUAUUCUUUUGCUUCAAUGUGCUGUGGUUUUUCUGCAACCUCGCAAUACCAUGGUGCACACUGACGCUGCUCAUCAUUUGUGUGGCAUCCAAAUUCGUCAAGCUUCAACGCAGCCCAAACGAGAAGCGUUUGCUCAGUCUCCUCAAUACGCCAGACGAUUGGCCCAAUUACUGGCCCAUUGCGAAUCGUGGUGCCGGCUACGAUGCCCCCGAGAACUCAAAGGCAGCUCUCAAAAAGUGCCUAGCACGUGGCUAUCGUAAUGUCCUACUGGAUGCCGGCAUAACAGCCUGCAAUGAGAUUGUCAUUGCCAAUCGUCUGACCGUCGAGCGUGCCAGUUUAAAUGGAAACCUUUCCCAUCACACCCUGCACGAACUGCAGCAACUUAAUAUCACGGAUCACCAUCCAAUGGGCGCACAAUUUGAAGCCGAAUCAGUGUCCACACUCAAACAACUUGCCGAUUUCCUAGACGAACAGAGCACAACUCCCACUUUGUUUCUCCAUCUGCAGGAUACCAGUGCCGUUAUGAUCGAUCAGUUGCAGAAGUUUAUGAAUGCAAAUGAAACAUUUACACAGCGAACCAUUGUCAUUAGUCGAUCGCCACUGGCCAUUUAUCAGCUGCGCAAACUGAGACCCGAAAUAAUGUGCGGCCUGUGGCAUGAGAGUUAUCUAUCGCUGUCCAUACUCAAAUCCUCAACACUGAUUACCUCCAUUUAUGGUGCAAUCCUUCGCAAUAUUAUUGCUCCUGUAAUUGGCAUUAGUGUUGUUUUUCUAAACAAAGAAGAGUUUAAUUUGCACAUCGGCGAUCUGUGGCGCAAUGUGGGCGUGCGUCCAAUUGUGUACAUGGUAAAUUCGCCCAACGAGAAACGCUAUUUUCAGAAAACAAUGAAAACGCAAUACCUCACGGACUCAUUGCGUUCCGAGCCGCAUCUCUUGAUGAAAGCCUAAAGCACGAGCAAAAAAAAAACAAGAACAAAAACCAAACACAAUAUUCAAACAGUGCGCGCAAACACACAAAUCACAAAUCACUUGCAUUUACAUUUAUAUAGGUAGCUUUUAUGCACAAUUUGUUUGAAUUGUUUAUUUUAUUGUGCACCUCUUUACACAUUUGAUAUGUGUAUAUUCUAUUAUUUUAUACAUACUUGAAAAUAGUAUUACCCAGUGAACUUGGAACUUAUUUAUUUUUUUAUGCUAAGAUUAUUGUGCUUUAUUUGACGUAGAUGCUAUUUAUUAUUACUAUUAUAAGAGGAGCUGGUGCUGAUAGUUAUUUUGCGUAACACAAUCCUCAUUCGUCCUUAAUCAUUUUUUAUAUGUAGAAUUUAUUGUUCACUUUGUUGUUACUUACAUGUUUUCAUUUUUUUUAUACAACAUAUUUGUAUGUACUUCAUAUGCUUUCUCAACCCGGCACAAAUUUCAUGAAACGCUGCCACAAUAUGUUCUCAAACCUUAUAUGCUAAGGUUGUUCUAUUUAUAUGUACUAAAAUGUACUAAAAUAUACAUAAAGAAUAAUUAAUUUAGGCAGCUUUUAUACCCAAAAAUGUACUCAGUUAUACCAACAUUUUGUAGUUCCCCUGUUAUUUAGAAUCGAUAGAAUUGCAUAUGCUUGUGAAAGUGGGAUAACACAAGAGUAAAAACGAACAUUAGUUAUACGAUUAUACCAAAAAGCAAAACUAUUUUAUAAAUAUGCAACUGAUUUUUAAUGUAUAUGCAUGACAAAUUUAAAAGAGUAAUAAAAUAAACGAUUAUUAAAGGCAAUCCAGA